Molecule: messenger RNA, 835 nt
Organism: Chanos chanos (milkfish)
Lineage: Eukaryota; Metazoa; Chordata; Actinopteri; Gonorynchiformes; Chanidae
Gene: rap1b
Product: RAP1B, member of RAS oncogene family
Exons: 8
Coding region: 70-627 (185 amino acids)
Biological process (GO): Rap protein signal transduction
Cellular component (GO): membrane
Molecular function (GO): GTP binding; GTPase activity
Source: RefSeq, a predicted model, not a curated record
AACGAUCACAGGGAGAGGCGCAAACAGAUUGGAGCUUCGGAGGUAAUCAGUGGCUUACAGACACACUGCAUGAUGCGUGAAUACAAGUUAGUAGUCCUCGGCUCUGGAGGUGUCGGCAAGUCUGCUUUGACUGUUCAGUUUGUCCAAGGAAUAUUUGUGGAGAAGUAUGACCCCACAAUAGAAGACUCUUACAGAAAGCAAGUGGAGGUAGAUGGACAACAGUGCAUGUUGGAAAUCUUGGACACUGCAGGGACGGAGCAAUUCACAGCCAUGAGAGAUCUGUAUAUGAAGAAUGGCCAGGGCUUUGCACUUGUAUACUCCAUAACGGCACAGUCCACGUUCAAUGACCUGCAGGACUUGAGAGAACAGAUUCUGCGAGUCAAAGACACUGAUGAUGUGCCCAUGAUCCUGGUGGGGAAUAAAUGUGAUCUAGAGGAUGAGCGCGUGGUGGGCAAGGAACAAGGUCAGAACCUGGCUCGCCAGUGGAACAGCUGCGCCUUCCUGGAGUCCUCCGCAAAGUCUAAGAUUAACGUCAAUGAGAUCUUCUAUGACUUGGUGCGGCAAAUCAACAGGAAAACCCCAGUACAAGGGAAGCAGCGCAAAAAGUCUACCUGCCAGCUGCUUUAAUACACAGCUGUUCAGUUGCUCUGAGCCAGGUCUGAUUUGCUGCUGUGUCUCUCAGCAGUGCCAGCAUUCCGACGUUACUUAAAUCUAACAUCGAAUGGACUUUCCUGUGUGGUGAUGCCCCUUUAACAAAAAUCAAACCAACCAACGGAAUCAAAACUACAGUACCACGCCAGUUUUUUGCACAUAGAUAACCAUCAUCACUUUCCAG